GUGGCCGCAAACACUAAAUACCUUGUCCAAAACUUUAAAGAAUUGCCAGCUGGCACAACUGGCACAACUGGUUGCUUUGCAUUCAAAGAGGAGUUGCAUAGUUGCUCUAUUACUUGUCUUCUUUAUUUUCUUUUUUCCUUUUUUUUUUCUGCACGGCAGCGUAACAGAGUAUCGUUGCAUUGUGUCGCGCUGUUCUUUUUAUACAGCCAGCCGCUCUAUCCCCAGUCUACCAGCAUAUGCCGAGCGAAGCGAAGGCAGGGCAUUCGAACAUCAUUAUCGCCAGAAUAGAAGCAAGCCCCUGAGACACAGCGGACGCCCCUCGAUCGAUUGUCUAUACACGAUUUAUACACGCACACAUACCGACAAUAUACGCGGUUGAUACACAGAGGCCGUACAGCCUGUAUCUACACACAUAUACAAACAUACAUACAUAUCCGUGCAGGCGUACACAAGACACGCAAACGACAGACCGCACCGUUUCAUUUCGCUGUGUCUGACAACUGCGUAUCUAUUUCAUCUGUAUAUACGUACACAUAUACAUAGAGCAAGACGGGCCGAAACCUCCCAACAAAUACGUCUCCAUACCGACACAUAUAGGCACAUACACGUACCACACAUCCGCCACCAUGGACUUCUUCACAAAACGACAUAUCCAAGACCACUCCCUCGACAGCAAUGUCACACGCCACUGGGGCUAUGCGGAUCGCCAAGUCCCGUGCAAGAAUGACCCGGGCUCCUGCGCCUAUCUCGAUAUUGCCUACGAUGCCCACGACUCGAGCAUGCUCUAUGUCGGCAUCCUCUGGAGCACCAUCGGCGCCAUCCUGCUCAUCUGGUGGCUUGCACGCCUGGCUGCCCAGCCUACCGUCAUCCCGGCGCCGAGACAUGCACCUCCAUCAACUCUCCGUCGCAUCGCCAACACAGCUAGCGCGCUCAAGAACAAGAUCCUGCUGCCCGAUGCCAACCACUUCCUAUUUGGUCGUACCACACGCCUGCAAGUCGCCGUGCUGGCGAUUCUGACUGGCUAUGUCAUCAUCUGGUCCUUUGUCGGCAUCGUCUACGGCACAUGGAUCACACCAGUCAAGAACAUGCCCGGUGUAUUCAAUAUCCGCACGUCGCUGGGCCCGUGGUCCAACCGCAUCGGUGUCUUGGCGUAUGCCCUGACUCCCCUCUCCGUCCUUCUCAGCACCCGCGAAUCGCUGCUCACAGUUGUCACUGGCGUGCCAUACCAAAACUUCAACUUUUUGCACCGCUGGUUGGGAUACAUCAUCUUUGCUCAAGCGUCGCUACAUACUAUCGCCUGGUGCGUCGUCCAGCUGCGUCUUUACCAGCCACAGCCUAGCGUCUCGCUCGUCUGGAUCCAGCAAGGAUACAUUAUCUGGGGCAUUGUAGCCACCAUCUUGAUCCUCAUCAUGGUGAUCCUGUCCACACCAUGGGGCAUCCGUGCCACCGGCUACGAGUUCUUCCGCAAGGCCCAUUACGUACUGGCCAUGGUCUAUCUUGGCGCCUGCUGGGCACACUGGAACAAGCUGGAGUGCUUCAUUGUCCCCGCCUUUAUUGUCUGGGGCAUCGAUCGCGGCGCCAGACUCUUCCGAUCUACCCUUCUGCACUACCACCCAACCGCUGUCAAGCCAGGCUUCUCGCCUGCCCAGGCUCAGGUCUCUCUAUUUGAAGACAAUGAGGAUGGCGACGUCGUGCGUCUUGAUAUGGAAAAUCCCCAAGACGCUUGGUCCGUUGGUCAGCACUUUUACCUCACCUUUACCGACAGCAGCAUCUGGCAGUCACACCCUUUUACACCAUUCAGCGUCCCUGUCGUCAAGGAUGGUGUUGUAAAGCAUUCCUACAUCUUCCGUGCCAAGGGCGGUGAGACCAAAAAGGUCGCCCAACUAGCGCGCAAGAAGACAGAACAAUCACCUCCUUCUGCUGCUACCACUGGUGUCGUUCUUACCGGUCCUUACGGCGAGGAUCUCCUCUCCAAGAUCGAUGCGGACACAAACGUUGUUUGCGUUGCAGGUGGUACUGGUAUCACAUAUGUUCUACCGCUUCUUCUGCAGCUUGCUCGCCAGGCCCCCGUGGCAGACCGCAAGAUUGAGUUUGUCUGGGCCAUCCGUCAUGCUAGCAACCUCAACUGGGUCCGCGACGAGAUUGAAGUCUUGCGCCGAUUCCAGUCGACUCUUAACCUGACUAUUCACUUCUGCAUUACGCGGGACGCUAAGAUUGGGUCUCUGCAGGACAAGGCUGUCUCAUCCGGGUCUUCCUCAGAGGGAGAGUGCCCUUGCGAAAAGACUGCUGUCAAGACUACUGAGACGGAAGAGGACCUAAGCCUUGGCAGACCAGACCUUAACAAGAUCAUUGGCGACUUUGUGCAAAACACGAUUUCCGCACGAACGGUCGUCUUUGCAAGUGGCCCUGGCGGUAUGAUUACGGAUCUGCGCCGCGCUGUGGCAAACACCGUGGAACCAGCCAAGGUGUGGAGAGGCGAGCAGCGCUUCAGCGUUGACCUGGUCUGCGAUGACAGACUCGAGUGGUAAAUAUUGCAUUGGGCGAAAAUGAAAAUGUAUGUAUAGAUUGAAGCAUGGCGUGCAUGAUAUCCCGGCGUAAGAUUGUAAAGCCUCUGUAUAUAUAAUCUGCACGAUCCACAUAGCAUAUAAAAUGACUGAUAUAUCAUGACCCCCAAGUAUAGCCAAUAUUCAUCGUUCCGUGCUA
Molecule: messenger RNA, 2703 nt
Organism: [Torrubiella] hemipterigena
Lineage: Eukaryota; Fungi; Ascomycota; Sordariomycetes; Hypocreales; Clavicipitaceae
Source: the annotation of a GenBank genome assembly